CAAUUCCUUAAUGAUUGAACCCUCCAUCCAAUCCACGAAGGAGUCUUUUCUGCUUCAUCCUCUUUGUGUCAGUUUGAUUGCAUUGAUUUAAGUAGGAUUAUCUUCUAACAGGGUUAGGUGAAAAGGAUGUUGUGUUUGUCAGAUAGUGAGGAGAAUAAGGUGAAUGAGUUUCAGGAGAUUGUUGAAGCAGUUGGGGUAGAAGAAGUAGAAGGCUUGAGGAGGUUCAGUGGAAGGGUAUUCAGAUCCCCUACUUUGUUUGAGGAUAUGUCAUUGAAUAAUCAUCCUUGGCAUGGCUUCAUUUUGCCACUGGAAUCCAUCUGGUGGCUUAUGGCUUUCAAAAUGGACAACAAGGGAAACAGUGAUGAGUGAGCAAGGAAAUCAAUUGGGUUAGCUAGGGUUCAUAAACAAUGCGAAGGCAGAAAGGAGAAGACAAUAGAGAGGAAAUCUGGCAACUAAACUUACUAGAACUCGAGUCAACUCUCACAAUCCUAUAAUUGUCAUAGAUCAUGGACGUCCAGAACUGUUUUAAUUCUUGGAUUAAGGCAAAUUCCACACAGCAACAAGGGAGUCGGGGAGGAGGGAAAGCUUAGAGGGAGAUGCUAUGCCAAGAUUAUUCCAUGACAAAUGAAAAAGAGAUGAGUGGAGGAGAUCUGGAGUAUUAGCAUUUUCUGAAGGAGAGAGCAUUUUUUGACAUGGAUUGGCACAAUUAAAGGUGGAAAAGGAACUAUGUAUGAGGGCUUUUCAUACAAACUUUCCCUGCAACUCCCAUUAGACUACCCUUUCAAGCCACCUCAAGUCAGGUUUGAAACCAUGUGCUUCCAUCUGAAUGUUGAUCAGUUUGGGAAUAUUUGCCUUGAUAUUCUUCAGGUAUCAAAUUAAGCAAGUACAUUGGUUUUCAGUUAAACCAUUUGCUCUUAACGGCAUGAGAAGAAGAUUGGGAAAAGAAACCUCUACUUCGUUCUGUUAUAUUCAACUGUUUGAACCUAUUGCCUUGAUGGAUAUUGGAAUUAUAACAUAUUUUUAUUUUUCAUAGCAUAGCUUUACUACUGAACCAAGGGAUCAUUGGACAAAUUGUCUUCUGCUUAUGAUUGCAAAACCAUUCUACCGUCCAUUCAAAUUCUAUAAGAUCUGGCUUCUAUUCCCUUCAUUUUUAAUUCAUGACACUGGUAAACUAUCCCUCUAAAUUUACCAAGAACUCUUCUUGCAUGCAAAGCUGAUCCCAAGGGUACCCUCAACAGCUAUGCCGCAAAACAAUGGAGCAAUAAAGAAGGUUGAAGAUU
Messenger RNA from Rubroshorea leprosula, 1280 nucleotides. The record is from the annotation of a GenBank genome assembly. NCBI's taxonomy places the organism in Eukaryota, Viridiplantae, Streptophyta, Magnoliopsida, Malvales, Dipterocarpaceae.